AUGUCUAGAGGCAUGGACUGGGAGUAUGGAGGUAUGGAUGAGGGUAUGGAGGUCCAGAUUGCUGCAUUUGAGGAGGUCAGCAGAUGGUUCGAGCCUCUGCUGUUGCACUAUCACACGCUUCAUCGUCACAGCCAUCCGAUGGAUGACAAGACAGAGGUCAUGUUCACGAACCUCCACAACGACCCUGAGGGUGUGUUUACCUGCUUGUGGGCACUCCACACGAUGAUGGUGCUGCGCCUCCAGAACAAGCUCACCACUACAGUCGCUUGCAGUCAGCAGAGCCAGCCUUUAAAGGACCGAAAGGAGGUCAAUGAAAAUUUUGAGAGGUUAGGAUCUGCCAGCAAAAACGACCUGAAGAUGUUGUGGAACAUGAUGGCAUUGAGAAAGGGGCGGGGAAUGGACCCCACAACUGAGCCGCAGGUAAUUUGUGGGAUCCUGGCCCUGCAUGUCAUGAGCUGGGACUGGAACAACUGCAUGUCAAAGAAUAGCAAGCGGGACAUGGAGCUGUUCAUCAAGGCAAUAUUGCUUGACCUUGGCAGAGAGUGCACUAGGCGAGAGGAUCUCUUCAAUGAUCUGCUGGUUGCUGGCCUCCGAAAAAUACUGGAGGAUGUGAUUGCAAAGCAUGCAAAAGCUAUCAAUAUGAUUGGAGAAGGUGGCAGGAUGAUCAAGCGGAAGAGGUGGUCAUGGUACAAUGGUGCUGAGAUUCCAUCGGAUAUUGCCCCAACUACCACAGUGACACUCACGGAUGCACAUAUACAACAUCGCCAUGAGUUGGAGGGAUAUGACCGUGCUGCUAUUAUCAAGCUAAUCUCAUACGUCAAGCACAUAGCAGGUGUGAAGGCAACCUCCUCGACCCACAGUCCGAUGGCAGUGAACAUUGUUCGAGGUCUACAGAAUUUGAUACAUGAACUGGAGAUCAAUUCUACCUGUCUGCGCAUACAAGCACUGGAGGGUGACAACAGUGUCUUAUACAACAUUAAGGAUACCGUUGAUCUUAUGAUUCCAGCCAUAAAAGGCAUAGAAGAUCAAAACACGAUUGACGAACAAGAAGAUGAGCAGGCCCUGCCGUGUACCUCUAUGGUUCCUGUGCGGCCACACCAAAGGCCCAUUGUCCAUCCUGAACUAUCUGAUCUGAGCAUUGAUGACCCCACACCCACCUCACAUACUAGUACAACAGAUACAAUCAGGACCCUGCAAACUGAGAAUGAAGGCAAUGCAAGGGCCAGUACUGGAACUGAAGAUCCUAUUGGUGAGCAGGGCGAUGGCGAUGGAUGGUCUGACAGAAUGGUGACAGAUGCGGCUGUCAGUAGUGAGCCUAACUCGGGCGCAGAAGACAGUGGGCAUGGUUACAAUGCUACAGCUGCGGUGGUGUCAUGUGAAGGCACCCCUAUCAAUAUCGACCAGAGACACGCAAGUUCAGGCAUGGAAGACCUUGGUACUUCUGUUGGAGAUUUGGGGGUAGAUACCACAGGCACAACUACUGGUGCCCACAUGAUCAAGGUGACUGUCCCAUCUAUCCACAAUGGUUCUCUAACCACAUUGGUCCCUAAGACAUCACGCGCUGAAGUUCCUAGUAAACAAUUGGCCCCAAAGUCGAUGACACAUGUGACUGUGAGCAAGAUAUCGAAACAUCCAAGAGGUUCAACAGUGAAUUCUCCAGGACAUGCAAACAAGAAGGCUCACAGAACUUACACCAAUGGCAAUGAUCUUGAUUCUGAUGAUUUCGUUGUUGUGAAAGCAACUAUACCUAUGUCCGAUGAUGCUCCCACGCCUUCCGGACGCCUUCCAGAUGCACAUACAGACCUCCAUACCCUUAUCCAUGACUCCAUACCCUUAUCCAUGCCUUUAGUCCUCCAGUCCACUAUCGGUUUCGGAUCCAUACACCUUCAUACAUUCAUAUAUCCAUACCUCUGGACCUCUGCAGCUAAGCCUGUUUCAUCCACCCUUAGUCCUAUCAGAUCCGAGCUCAUUCCAUCUUGGACUCUACCUUCCCUAGACUAUUGGUCUAUAUUCAUGAUCAUAUCCUAG
This is a messenger RNA of Suillus subalutaceus, 2028 nucleotides long. RefSeq lists its product as uncharacterized. The record is from RefSeq and is a predicted model, not a curated record. Bases 1 to 2028 code for a protein of 675 amino acids. The transcript is spliced from 12 exons. Lineage: Eukaryota; Fungi; Basidiomycota; Agaricomycetes; Boletales; Suillaceae.